Messenger RNA from Chironomus riparius, 2138 nucleotides. The record is from the annotation of a GenBank genome assembly. NCBI's taxonomy places the organism in Eukaryota, Metazoa, Arthropoda, Insecta, Diptera, Chironomidae.
AUUUUAUUUUUAAAGGCAAAACUUUUAAGCUAAAAACGUAAACAAACCAGAAAUUGAAAAAUAAUUUUUUUUUUGAAAUUUAACUUAAUUAAAUGAGUUAAAAGUUAAAAAGAAGUGUGCAAAAUAUGGGUGGAUGUUCAGUUAUUAAUUGUCAUAAUCGCUUUUCACGUGGAUCGAAGCAUUUCUUUAGAUUUCCAAAUGAAACAACUCGACGAAAUUUAUGGAAAGAAUUCACUCAAAAAAAAGAUUAUGAUAUAAAAGGAUCAUCAGUCAUUUGCGAGGACCACUUUACAACAGCCUGCUUUCAAAGAAAAAACAAGAGGGUUUGGCUUAAAAAAGAUGCAAUUCCAACCAUCAUUUACAAACAGACGAGUGCUGGAUUACAAAAGUUCGAAAUUAAGUAUAAUGAGGCGACAAAUUGCUAUGAUGAGAAUGAUUUUACAUUAAUCAAUUCCAUUAGAGUUGAUCAGGAGGAUAAAAAAUCGAUUCUUAAAAGAAAACAAGACAAAAUUAGUGAAUUAAAAACAUUGUGUAGAUUCUGUAUGUGCAGUCAGAGUGACGAAUCUAAACUCGUACAAAUAGUAAAAUUAGAGACUUACUCAAUUAAUAUUAAUGAAUUAAUGCAACUCCUUGGACUCGAUGUUGAAAAUCAUGACCUUUUUAGUGACAUAGUAUGUGAACAAUGUUUUCAACUAAUUGUGGACUUUGAUAACUUUAAAAAGAAAUGUAAAGAGAUCCAGCAAGAAAUAUUAGAUGAGCUUCAGCAGUUUGAUCGAAAAGUAAUGGAACUGACGAAUUCAAAAGAAUUUGUUGACGAUGAUAUUUUCUGCGAUGAAACAGAACUAAUUGUUGAAGACACAACACUUGAAGUAAUUGAGGAGCAUUUAGUCGAUGACAAUGAGGAAUUAAUUAAACAAGAGUUUGAAUUAGGAGAAGAAAUACCGUUGUACCAAAUCGAAUAUAUUGAGGAAAUCCCAUUUUCUGAAGAACAGCAUUUAAAAAACGAAGAAGAAUUAAUCGAUCAAGAAGUUGUCGUUUCUAUUACACCCCUUCAAUUAAGUCAAAAGUCAUUAGAUUAUUCUUUGGAAUUGGACAAAUCAAAAGAGAAUUCAAUUCACGGAGUCGAUGAAUAUGAGGACGUAUCUGUUGAUGAUAUAAUUAAGAAUCCAGAAAGAAAUCGAUUUUGUUUCAAGAUUUUCGAAUGUUUCUUCUGCAAAAUGAAGUUUGCAGGAAAGAAGACAUAUGUAGCUCAUAAAUGUCCGAUUUCUGAAAUAAAAUGUGAUAAAUGUGAUAAAACAUUUAACAAAGUCCAUCUUUAUAAUAGUCACAUAUCAAAUUUUCACCAUGAAUUGCCAAUAUCUCAGCAUUACUGUCCAAUUUGCAAAACAGUUUUAAUUACCACUUUGAAUCAGUUUAAAGUUCAUAGACGAAACUGUAACAAACAGACAAAUAAUCAGCCAAUAGAAUGUGAAAUAUGUCACAAAGUUUGCAAUAAUCUCAAAGGCUAUACAAUUCAUAAACUUUUUCAUGAUACACGAAAUUACACGACCAGCUCUGGGGAAAAGAUCGCAACAUCAGGUCUUAAUGUCUUUCCUGGAAGUGCUGUUUGUGAAUUAUGUGGCAAAGAAUUUCAAUCAAUGGUUGGCUAUAGAAUGCAUAAAAGAAAUGUUCAUCGAAUUGGAUCAGAAGGAGCAAUUUUUCAAUGUCAUGUCUGCUCAAAAAUCUGUCCAACACGUCGCUCUCUUUUUGAUCACAUGCGAAAUACUCAUCGUAUUCAAGAAACUCCUUGUCAAAUAUGCCACAAAGUCUUUAGAACCAAAAUAUUGUUAAGUAAGCACAUGAUUUAUCAUGAUGAGACAAAGAGGGUAUUUAAGUGUAAUUUAUGUCCUGACAAAAGCUUCUUUACUAAAGUAGCACUUAAACGCCAUCAAAAUAGUCAUUUAGGAAAAAAGGAUUAUCAUUGUUCAGAAUGCUCAUCAAGCUUCACGACUAAUCAUCAGCUAAAGGUACAUCGAGCAAAUAAACAUGGAAUGAAAUAGACAUGCAACUUACACAAUUUGAUAUGAAUUAAUUUUUGAGAUUUUUUGAAAAGUUAACUAAUAAAUAAAUAAAAGCGCGUAAAAUGCAUACGAAUUUUG